Molecule: messenger RNA, 828 nt
Organism: Calidris pugnax (ruff)
Lineage: Eukaryota; Metazoa; Chordata; Aves; Charadriiformes; Scolopacidae
Product: proline-rich protein HaeIII subfamily 1-like
Exons: 2
Coding region: 1-828 (275 amino acids)
Source: RefSeq, a predicted model, not a curated record
AUGGUCACAACAGUCAUGAAUGAGGACAGUACUUUGCUACUUUUAGCCUACGAACAAAGACGGGAGGCGCAGCCGGGCGGCGAGGCAUGUUCCUUCCCUGGGGGCACGUCCAGCUCUUCGGGCACAUCCUACACAAAACCAGUCAGCACCAAGCCAUCUGCCACCGAGUCUCUUCCCAGCCCAGGCAACCGCCUCAAAGCCAGGCACACAGGGCUCCAGCCCCCAAGGGGCGACCCCCGGGCCCCUCAGGGAAGCGGCGGAGCCCUUCGGCUCCCGCCCGCCGGACGUUUCCCCCUCAGAACCCCCGGGCCCGUCGGACACUUUCCCCUCACAGAACCGCCGGGCCCGUCGGACACUCUCCCCUCAGGACCCCCGGGCCCGUCGGACACUCUCCCCUCAGGACCCCCGGGCCCGUCGGACACUCUCCCCUCAGGACCCCCAGGCCUGUCGGACACUCUCCCCUCAGGACCCCCGGGCCCGUCGGACGUUUCUCCCUCAGAACCCCCGGGCCCGUCGGACACUUUCCCCUCAGAAUCCCGCCGCCCGUCGGACACUUUCCCCUCACAGAACCCCGCCGCCCGCCACACCGGCCGCAGGGCUCAGCGGUCUGUACGACCCGGUCCUCCUCAGGCGCCGCCGCCGCCACUACCACCACAGAAUUCGGUCGCCCAGAGAGAAGAGGAAGGAAGGGAGAAAAUAACAGAGGAGAACGGGCGCCCACCGGGGGUACGGAACGCCGUUUACCUCAGCCGGUGGGUGAAGCGCUGGCGACCAGCACCGCCGCCCGCCACAGGCCCCGCCGAGGCGCCGCUCGCCACUUCCGGGUAG